Messenger RNA from Alosa alosa (allis shad), 1476 nucleotides. RefSeq names its product leukotriene B4 receptor 1-like. The coding region runs from base 1 to 969 and encodes 322 amino acids. The record is from RefSeq and is a predicted model, not a curated record. Gene Ontology annotation, biological process: immune response; G protein-coupled receptor signaling pathway. NCBI's taxonomy places the organism in Eukaryota, Metazoa, Chordata, Actinopteri, Clupeiformes, Clupeidae. Gene Ontology annotation, molecular function: G protein-coupled receptor activity. The transcript has a single exon. Gene Ontology annotation, cellular component: membrane.
AUGCAACAGCAGCAGCAGCAGCAGCUCAACAUCUCCAACAUGAACGCUACGGUGCAGGUCACGGUUGAGAACCAGGUGGCCAGUGCCCUGCUGGGCCUCUGUUUUGUCCUGGGGGUGCCUGGGAACCUGGUGGUGAUAGAAGUCCUCAGACGCAAACUGGUGGGAGGGAGCUUCACACUCUGGCUGAUGCUGAACCUGGCCGUGUCGGACCUGUUGACCCUGCUGACCCUGCCCGUGUGGAUCCACACUCUGCAGCACGGCUGGAAUUUGGGCUCGGUGGCCUGCAAGCUUCUGGCCCACAUGGUGUACUGGAGCCUCUACACCAGCGUGCUGUGUGUCACUCUUCUUAGCGUGCAGCGCUACGUCCAGGUGCUCUACCCACAGCGCUGGGCCAAGGUCAAGGCCACGGGUCAUCGGAUUCUGCUGGCAAUCGUAUGGACUCUUGGAGGCCUGCUGUCAUGUCAUGCUCUGGUGCAAAGAGACAUAGUAUUGUGGAGGGAUGGGUUGCUCCACUGCAGACCACACUACAGGUGGGAUGGGGAGAAGGUAGCCACUCUCCUGCUGGAGAGCCUGCUGAUGUUUGUGCUGCCGUUCUCCAUCCUGGCCUCCCUGUACAUCGCCCUGCACAGAAGAGUGAAGCAGACCGUUCGCUCAGGUCACAGAAGAAUGAAGAAGCUAGUGUUCAGAAUCAUCAUGGUUUUCUUCAUCCUGUCCAUUCCGAUCCACCUCAACAAUUUGUUGACCAUUGGGGCAAUUUCUUCAGGAUCAAAUAACUUCCUGCAGUUCACAAAGGUCACUGGGAAUAUCGCCGGGGCAGUGAGCUUCAUCAACAGCUGUGUUAACCCCUACCUGUAUGCUUUCUCCCACCGGACAUUGCGGCGUCAGUCCAUAGUCAGGUCACUCAAUCAAAACAGUUCAUCUGUACAGUCUUGCUCCCUCAAUGUCAAGCAGACGGUGAUUUUAUCUUAGACAGACCACUAUCUGAUCUGAUCUGAUCUAAUCAGAUAUCAGAGUUCAACAAUACUUUUCUCCAGAUGAAGAUGUCCGCAUGUAAGUCAUGUUCAAUCACUCACUGUCUUAUAAAAUCUGCAGAGUUUAGAUUUAUGGGCUGACUGAUGCUGUGCACUGGAAUAUACAAGAGUCAUGUGCAAAGUCUGUAAGGUUACUAAAAUGUAAUAGCUUAUAUAUUACUAGCUACCCUGUUAAAAUGAAAUAAUGGAACUUUUCAAAAUAAGUCCAAUUCAUCAAAAAUAAUGUAACUGACUACAUUUGUUUACUUUUGGUUGGCAGAAACAGACAAAUAAAAAAAUAAAUGAGUAAUGAGUAUAUAACUCCAAAAUGAAUCGAGCCUAUAUACUGUACAUGGCCAAAAGAUGGAAAACAAGAGAACAAAUAUAUGUAUUAAUAAAUGUUAUCAAUGUUAUCAGAGUUCAACAAUACUUUUCUCCAGAUGAAGAUGUCCGUGAUGUAAGUCAU